AUGGCAAGUCCUCGGGCUUGAAGCACCCUCUCGGAAGCGGACAAGCGCAGGCACGUUUGAGACGCACAUAGAAGUUAGCAAGCGUGUUUCAGUCAGUAACCUGGAAUUUAAAGCCGACUUAGCGGCUUCAGUCACCAUCACGUCACUGCAUCAACCACUAUCCGUCUUGUCGCACUACGUACUGAGCAACCAGUUCGUCGCUUUGGCACCACUGAGCUAUCGAUCAAUCACCUCUCCAGCAUUGUUCCUGCAACCUCGAAAGAAAACCGCAAGGAUGGCCGCAGCAAUUAUUCCAGCUGCUGAGCUCACGAUCGUGACGCUCCAGAACAUUGUGGAGGGGAUAACCGGAGUUGAUCGAAAGAUCGCAAUCGGUUUCAAGAACCUCACGGACUAUACCCUCGAGAACUUGGGGGUAUACUUCAAUAGUGGAUCGAGCAAUCAGAGCAUCGCCUAUAAGAUUAACCCUCAAGAAGCUCUUCUGUUCUCUGCGCGCAAGUCGGAUCAUACUGCCCGCGGGACAGUUGGCACAUUCUCCUACUACAUACAGGACGAGGACAAGACGGUCCAUGUGAUGUGGUCCGUCCCCUUCGACUACAACUUGUACUCGAAUUGGUGGAACAUAGCUGUAGUUGAUGGACGUCAGCCACCCGACGCGAAUGUCCAUGAUAACCUGUACAAUGGAUCUGGUGGGAUGCCGUACCCCAACAAACCUGAUCAGUAUAUCAAUAACGAACAGAAGGGCUUCCACUUGUUUGGGAGCAUGACCAACAAUGGACAAGCCACUCUCGAGGUGGAACUGAAGAAGGCUUAAAGUGCCACAAACCCCCAGCAAGUUGUCCCGUGUUCAAGAGUCUUUGGAAAAAGGGCCUGAAAUGUUUGUACAACUUCCUCGUAGUUACUGUGACAAAACAUGUUCUAUGUAUAGUGAAUAUUUGUAAAUGCGGGGGAUCUCAUGGAUUCUCCAUGGAUCUUCCUAGACCUGUGACAUGGUUGGUUUGAAUAUGAUACAUUGCCCUUCCCUAAGACUAUUCGCAA
Messenger RNA from Physcomitrium patens, 1035 nucleotides. RefSeq names its product bryoporin. NCBI's taxonomy places the organism in Eukaryota, Viridiplantae, Streptophyta, Bryopsida, Funariales, Funariaceae. Gene Ontology annotation, molecular function: channel activity. The record is from RefSeq and is a predicted model, not a curated record. Gene Ontology annotation, biological process: pore complex assembly; monoatomic cation transport; cytolysis in another organism. Gene Ontology annotation, cellular component: pore complex.